Messenger RNA from Triplophysa rosa, 2903 nucleotides. RefSeq names its product sterile alpha motif domain-containing protein 3-like. The coding region runs from base 770 to 2359 and encodes 529 amino acids. Lineage: Eukaryota; Metazoa; Chordata; Actinopteri; Cypriniformes; Nemacheilidae. The transcript is spliced from 6 exons. The record is from RefSeq and is a predicted model, not a curated record.
UAGCAGAGAGGUCUAGCUGUCACGAUCGCCACAGAGAGCUUUUCGCAUCUUACGCCUAUUUCGCCUAGCUAGCAUAUAAACACAUUAACCUACCUUCAGUCGGUUUAUUGAAAGGCACAUGUGUAAUAUGUGACGGGAGCGCAUCCUUACUGUUGAUUUAAAAUGCAUCCAGAGUCACAGAGCGAGCGUUUUGCAGUAAGGGGGAGGAAAUAUAAUAUUGCUGCCAACUCUUUCUUAACCCCCCAAAAACAUGUUCUCUUAGAAGCUGAAGUGUAUUAUUUAAAAUGCUGCAUCUGUGCCUGCAUAAGGGGAUCAAACGUCCCUGCUGAAUAAACAAUAUAUAUAAGUUUACCCUGCCCAAACAGCAUUUAAAAUGUAAUUGAUUAUGGUAAUUUAGUGGAAUUGGUUUUAAUGGAAACUAAUAAUGGUCUAAUGUCUAUUGGUAUGUGAUGGAUUCUAUUGGUGGGAAUAAUGCUAAAAACAAAAAGGAGUUUUGUAACCGUUUUAAUGAAAAAAGUUUAUGGUUUAUAAUAAUAUUUUUAUUGUUUUUUUUUCAGCUGGGGUAGCCUAUAUUUGUCUGAAAUAAUGUGCAAUGACAUGGAGCUGUAAAGUGUGCAGGUAUAACGCAACCACGAGAGGUGACCUCUUACAACAUUACAGACUACGACAUUGGCCAUCUGGAACCUCAGUAGCAUGUCUUCAUUUGGAUUGUCCAUGCUCCUUUAAAACGUGGACUGCUCUCCGCACACAUCUGUCAAGGUAACCAAUCAUGAAUUCAGCAGCCCUUAGGGUAAUGAUUGACCACAGGAUAGAGAAGAUAACAUUGCCAUCUGGAAUACCAGAGUCCUUGGAAGAGUUGCACUCAACUGUCAAGCAGGCUUUAAAUAUUACAGAUGAUAUCAGUCUACAGUACAUGGAUUCAGAUUUUGAGGAUUUUUUUACUCUUCAAUCAACAACUCAGAUUCAGCACAAAUCCACCAUAAAGGUUGUGACUGUUGCACCAAUAGUUCUUACUUUGUUUCCACCCAAUGAAAGCUUUACUGAAGGUGAUAUCACAGAGCAGUGCCUUGAUACUACCACCUACACGUGUACUACCAUACAUGACUUCUCUGACACAACAGGCUCCUCUGCAAGCACGGUCAUCCUGUCACCAAACAACAGCCCAGAAAGGAAGCCAUGGCCAAAAGAGUUCAUCAUUCCACACUUCUCUGUUGAGACUGAAAUGGUUCUUGAAAAAGCCAAUGAAAUUUACAGAAAAGAUGGGACAGUGCUAACUACCCCAAAUGUCAAGUCAGACAUACUUGAAAAGCUGGCUCAGUCCAUUUUCACGUACACUGCAUAUCCAUCCUCCCUUCAGAUUCUUUCUGUAGCUGAAGCACUUAUAAAGGCACAUCCAUGUCUGACAGAUCGAGGGAGCUUUUCAGGCGUUUAUGCAUGGCAGACGAGCAUUAAAUACAAAAUGGCUAACUACCGAACAAAACUCAGAGGUUUUGGCAUUCCUGAGGUCACGUGUAAUGCUCUAAAACACAAAAACCCUGAUGACAGAAAGUCUGCAAAAAAUGUUAAAAAGCCAAGAAGAGCUGAAGUCAACUACCUCCCAUCUUACCCAGUGGGUGAAGAUGAGAAUACUUUGGAAAAAGAGAGAGAAGAGCUGGUCUCAGAAUUGAAAAAAAAGAACAAUGAAAAGAUGAUAAAGGAAAAGAUGAACAAAACAUUUGCUCAUAGACGACAUGAAAUCAUUAAUCAAUGUCCAAGUGUGCAGGAUAUAAAGGAACGAUGGCCAGCCCUGUUUCAGCCUUCUCAAGUUUCUGCAGAAUUUCAGAGAAUAACCACAGUGCAGCUGGAACCUAAAUUUAUGUCCUCAUUGGAUCUUCACACUCCCAAGCUGCUGACACUGUUUCGUGCCAAAGGAGGAGCACUUGGGCAAAGACUGAAAACUGAGAUGGAACUACUGAAGGAUGGGCAUUGUUCUGUUGAUAUGACAAGAGAGGUCGUCAUCCGCUGUAUGAUAGAAUUCCUUGGGGAACAUGCAGGAGAUCUCAUCAAAGAAUUCAACGACAAUGAAGAACAGACAAGAAUUGAACAGCUUGUGAUGGCAGUAAUUGUGACCAGGACAGGAGCUUCAAGUGACAGUCCAAAGGACACUGGAAUUGUAAUCGAGGGUGUGAAAGUUCUCACAGACCUUGAAAGUGUUCCCAGGGCUUGCUGUGUCCUCCUUGGUUUGACAUAUGCACUGAAUCUUCAUUAUCCCAGGCAUCUAAAGAAUACCUUCGAGGUAUUUCAGAAACUUCUCUUGGAGCUGGAUGCUUUGAAGCUGUCAAACAGAGUCCAGUCCCUCAGAUCUAGACUGCUGUCUUAAAAUAAGCUUGAUGCUUCAAAUCUGUUGUGAGCCCGUCUCACAAAUCAACACUGCUGUUUUAAAAUGAGAUUGCUAUUCGUUUAACUAAGUUCAGUAGUUAAAAAUAAGCUUGAUGCUUCAAAUCUGUUCAAGUCCAGUCACACAAGUCUACACGGCUGUUUUAAAAUGGAUUGCUAUUUGCUGUUUUAAAAUGGAUUGCUAUUUGUUUAACUAAGUCUACUUGUUAAAAUAUCUACACUGUUUUAAAAUUAGAUUAUUAGUAUAAUCUGUUCUGUGGUUCGAUGUUGCAGAAAAAGAAGUAAAGUUUCUUUUGUGUUCAGAAAACAUGGAAACCUUGUUUUUAUAUCCAUUUUGUUUUAAACGGUGCGACUGCAUUGUGUAUUUUGAACAGUUUGUGCCUAAAAAGAGAACACCAAAAGAGACAUUUGCACUUUUUGCACUCAUCCUGUGCGAAUUGAUGUGUCUUAAAAUGUGAAAGAUGCAGUUCUGUUUGUAAAGAGUAUAUUCACACUGAGAACACUAAUACAUGCGGUUUUUGUGACGU